UGCCCUGUCAGCAGGGCCGGGCCUUUUGCCCGGCCCCGGCAGCUUUCUGCCAGCUGCUGGCCCCUGGCCAGCGUGACCCCCUGUACUCGGGGCACGUCACACCCCUUGUCCCCGUGCCAGCCCGAGGGCCUCAGCGCCUCGAGGCCCCUGUGCCUUGCCCGCAGGGCUGCAGGGGCAGGUCGGAUGCUUUCCUCUCCCACUCAGCGGUAGGGAUGGCUCCCUAGAGCAGGUUGACUGCACAGAACUUGCUCCCUCUUCUGGGACUGUCCUGCCCUCCCUCCCCUGCCUUCCCCUUAGUUGGUGUGAGUGAGCAAGUGCGCUUGUCCCCCUUUAGCCCCCCUUUAGCAAUAGAGCAGGGUAGCCUCAACUUCCCAGGAGGGAAAGAGGAGCUCUGUGCGAUCACAGGGGAGGUUCCUCAACACGCACAGGUGGGGGACGUGUCUGGCCUUGCCCCUGCCGUCUUGAGGAUGGCGCGGAGCUGCUUAGCGGUAGCGUGGGCACCGUGACCUGCCUGUAGCCAGGGCCUGGGUCUGCACCUAUGCUGGCGGUCCUGCUGGUGACCUGCCUGUGUGCCAGCCCUGUACUCGGGGCACGUGUCACGACCUUGUGGAGCCCUUUGUCCCCAGCAUCAGCCCCUGGUCCCUGUAAGCAGGGCUGGGGAGUCUGCUUUAGCCAGGUGACGGGAACAAGCGCUCCCAGGCCCUUGCCAGGGCGCAGGUUGAAUAAGUGCUGUGCCGCAGGGCGCAGUCCUGCCUUUGGCACGGCUUCGGGCUGGUGCCUUGUUGAGGAGGCUCCUGAGGGGCUCCUGCAGCAACACGGCUGUGUUGCCGUGCUGCUGUGGCUGGGCCCUGGUCGGCCCCAAAGCGGGGCGCAGGCCAGGGCUUAUGCUCCGUGGCACUUGUUGGGGGGUGCUGGGCCGCGGGGGACGGCCCCAUAAAGUGAGGCUGUGUGCGUCCCCCGCCCUCGGCGGGCAGUUGGAGGGACCCCCUGUAACCAGGCAGGUAUCCCUGGCUGCGGCCUUUCAGUGGCGUGGGGUCAGGAGUCAUGGGGCCGGGCGUGUGCCCCCUCUGUCCUUGGGGCUGGGGUCCCGGCCCCUCGGCUUUAGGCCGUGAGCCUGACUGUAGAGUCUCGUUCCUGUUGCCCUGGGGAAAGGCCGAGCUCUGUGGCUCCCUGGGUGUGGACCAGCCUGUAAGCAGGCUGCGGGUCUGGGAGCCUUUGUGCUCCCUUCAGCUGGCAGCCAGCGUGGAGUGGCUGCCCCGUUAGUGGGGAGUGCCCUGCAACUGGAGAGAAGGAACCUGCGUAGGCCUUGGGGGCCAGGGCCGCCCUGUAAGUCAGGGCCUGUGCUCUGGAUUCCCGGGCACUUUGCAGUCCAGGCAGCGGCCUGAGCCCCCUGUAAGCAGGGGUGCAGCCUCUUGGCCGCUGCUUUGUGUAUGCCCAACUUCAUUUGCCCAGAGGGCCUGGCUCCCCGCACCGCACGGGACUGCCCUUGGCGUGCUCCGAUGUAGAACGACAAGGUAAGUGUAGCAGCUUGGAGUUGAAGUUGGUGUAGCUGGGUGGUGUGUGGCUUGCUGCUUGAGGACUUGUUGUGAGGCACACUCAGGUGUGACCCAACAGGUUGCGGUUCCCUUCAGGCACAGGAGCUGGAGCUUCUCAGGCCUGAGUUUGUCGUGGUCCUUUGGCAGAAGCCAUGGGGCAACGAGAUAAUUGACCAAGAGCAGGUGUAGCUUCAAACUCCAGUGUUGAACAGUGACUUAAGAGCAGCUGUGAUUUGUCAGGUCUCGGAAGAUGCCAUUGUCUCUACUGGGACAUACUGGUUCUGGCUCUUGAGAUCGCUGCAUGGAGGCAACCACUCUUCGUUCUCUCUGAUGGGGCAUGGGACAUUAAGGUUGCAGAUUUGUACUUCCACUCUGGGUACUGUCCAGCCCACCCUGUUCCUCUCUUUGUGGAUUUUCCAUGAUCCACUGUUGCCAGAAGCGCCCUUCCCUGGGCUUUCAAUAGACUGUACAGCAAAACUUCCCUGGUGGUGGCCUGGGCUCUGCUGGAGAUCCAUGGAGAAGGUAAGGUCUUGUACCAGGCACUGAAUGUCCUAUCUUGCUCUGCCCCGGUCUCAUCCCAGCUUCCUAUUUUGCUCAUUUACCCAGCAAUGACCUCACCUGCUUCAGUUUCUACCAUGGCUGCUGCAUAGGAGAAGGGCUUUAAGUGGAACGAGAUACUAGUAUCACAUCUUCCAAUAUUUUUGUAUGUUUGCAGAUCUGUUCUCUUCCCUGGGAGAGUAAAACUACAGUCUGGGAGGAAAAUUAAUGCUUCCAUGUCCUUCUCUAAGCCGAUGAUAUGUCGUGCAGGCAAUGCCAAUCCAGCCUCUACUUAACAAGCAAAAAAGCAAAAUGGGGGGAGUGGAGGGCUGUAAAUGUGGCAGGACUGGUCAGCUGCCUCUCCUUUUGCUCAGGCUUACCACUGCCAUUGCAAUUAGUCUUUGAUUUUGGCUGGAUGUCAUGUUUCUGCCCUGUAGCUCCUGUGACUAACACAGUCUGGAAAGUGAAGGCAGAGCCCUGGAAACAGUGAAUGCAAACCCCACAUGGGCUUUGCCGGGUUGGUGCUCCCCGUGAAUCAAGGAGGCGGUAAUGUCUGGGUUGCUGCCUUCUCUCCAGGGAUGGCUUACCCUUCCUCCCCCCGUGCUUUUCCUCCUCCCACGUUUGUGGCUCUGCCCGGUGAGAGCUGCUGGGAAAGUAACACAAUGGGGCCCAUUCAGUUCUCACUUCUGCAAGGAGAGCAAACAUUGGUUCAGGAGCUCGGCAGCUGCUAGACAGGGCAGAGGACACUUUCCUCUCUUCAACACAUCUUGAAGUCCAGGUACUCCAUACUCUGGGUGUGAGGGUGGGAGUGAUGGCAUGAUGCUUAGCAUGUGGCAGUGCUCCAGGCACAGCAUGGGGACUGAGUUUAGGGACAUUACAUUUGUGGCAUUAGGCAUUCAGGAGAGGGCUGCCCAGUGUGUCUGUGUGUGGGCUGCAGCAGGAUUAGAUGGGGUGACAGCAGGAGAGCACUGUUGGUGUAUGGGACCAGAGGGGAUGAUGAGCUACAGUGGGCAUGGGGCUGUGCACUACAGUGUCUCCACAAACUGAAGCCUUGCAGACUUUACUGAUGGUAUCUCAGAGCUUAGCAGUAUGUAUUGGUCAUAUCUGCAGCCUGCUGCCUCCUCUCUGUUUCUCCCAGCCUUGCCUCUCUCUGAUACCUUCACUCCAGGGGCUCACUCCUGCCCAGCCAAAACCAACCUCUCCUUCCUGUAGCUAAACAGUGGAGUUCUAUUCCAAACACUGCUAUGAAUAGCUUAGGAGGGAAGCAGGGAGCUUGCAGGGUGGGAGGCAGAUGACCAGGAUGGUGGAGACAUGGGACAUUUGCCAUUUAAAGAAGGGUAGCAGCUCAGAAGCCUGUGAUCACAUUCUCUGUAUGGCUACACCUGCUUGCCUUACAAAAAGAAUUGUAGGAGAGAUAUUGUUAGCUCGCACAGACCAAGGCAAUCAUAAGUUAGUGAUAUUUGAAGAAAAUGCAGGAGUGGAGUGGGUGUCUGUUUCAAGGCAGCUCCUUGUGAGUGACUUCGUAUCUGAGACCUUCACUUUUCAUUCCAAGAAUUCCUCCUCUCUUUUUUCCAAUCUUCCUCCUUUAUAACUUGUGAAAUCAUAGUGUGAGAGCAAGAGAAAAUGAGACCUGAGCCACUAGGUGACAGCAGCAGCCCUCUUGGCACAUAGGGUUCCAAGCAGGCAAUGCUGUUUGCGGAUGCAUGGGAGCCUUGCCUCUCUCCUGGCCUUACAUCUGUCUCUCCCCAGCCACAGGUGCCCUCCAAUAUGGGGCCAUCCUGGGGGCUCCUCCUGCUUGCAGUGGCCUUGGGGGCAACGGCUGCCACCCGCUGCCCUGCACCCUGUGUCUGCGAUAACCUCCGUGCCCAUGUCCUCUGUCUCAAUGGGAGCCUGACUGCCAUUCCUGACACCAUCCCAGAGCUCACCAGAAAACUAGACCUUCGGGGCAACAGUUUCAUGGUCAUCCCAGCAGGAGCCUUCCUUGCUACCCCCUACCUGACACACUUAGACCUGCAGCGUUGCAAGGUGGAGAGGCUGGAGGAAGGGGCUUUCCGGGGUCUGGGGAGGCUUGUCUACCUCAACCUGGCCUCCAAUGGUAUAGCCCUCCUCUACCAGGAGUCCCUGGAUGGCCUCUUCUCCCUCCAGCAGCUCAUUCUGGAGGGGAAUCGCAUUGAGGAGAUACAGCCGGGUGCUUUUGGCCAUCUGAGGUCCCUCACUGUCCUCGACCUGAGGGCAAAUGCCUUGGUCUACCUCCCAGACAUGGUCUUCCAGGGUCUGCAGGUUCUUAGAUGGCUCCGGCUGUCUCACAAUGCCCUCCAUGUGCUGGGCAGUGAGGCCUUUGCUGCUCUGCCUGCCCUGCGCAGGCUGAGCCUGGACCACAAUGAGCUGCAGGCACUGCCUGGUGAGGCCCUGGCCAGGUUGGAUGGGGCUACCCGGCUAGACCUGGGCCACAACCCCAUCACCUACGUGGCUGAGGAAGCCCUGGCCAUGGCCUCGCUGAGCCACCUCUUCCUGGACCAUGCCUCCCUUCAGGAUGUGGCACCCGAUGCCUUUGCCCGCAGUCCCCAACUCCGUAUUCUGGACCUCCGGGAAAACCAGCUGCAGGGGCUGCCACCCCUGGCCGGGGCAGGGGGGCUGGUAAGGGUCAGCCUGGAUGGGAACCCUCUUCUCUGCUCCUGCCUCCUGCGCCCCUUCCACAAGUGGAUGACAAGGGCACGAGUGCACGCUGAGGGUGCCUGUACUGCACCCCCUGCUCUCCGUGGCCGGUCCCUCAACUCCCUGAAGUCCCCUGAGAUGAGAUGCAGUCGCCUCUGGCCACCCCCUAGCCCCACUGCACCACCAGAGCAGCCGAGUUCAGCCAGCAGCAGGCAGUGCCCCCGGGGAUGUUUCUGCUCCCCUGAUUUCCAUCAUGGGUCCUGUGAGAAUAGGGACCUGCGGGAGAUCCCUCGGGACUUCCCUGAGGACACCCGCCUUCUCGACUUGCGCCGAAACCCCUUCAGGACAGUGCCACCAGAUGCCUUCCCUGGCCUGAAGGAGCUGGUGUCGCUCCACCUACAGAGGUGCAGCAUCAGGGUGCUGCACCCCGGGGCACUACGGGGGCUGGCGAGCCUGGUCUACCUGUACCUCACCGACAACCACCUCUCCACCCUGGUGGCUGCUGCCUUUGAGGGGGCCCCGCAGCUUGCCUACCUCGACCUGGACCACAACGCCUUCACCCAUGUCCCUGCAGGCACCUUCCGGCUCUUGCCCAACCUCAUCUCCCUCCAUCUGCAGCACAAUGCCAUUGGGGAACUGGUGGAGGGUGACCUGGCUGGAGCCAGGGGGCUCCGCUGGCUCUACCUAGCUGGGAAUGCCAUCAGGCACAUUGCUCCAGCUGCCCUGGCUCCCACCAAGAUGCUGGAAAAGCUGCAGCUGGAGGGAAACCUCUUGUCAGAGGUGCCCACAGCAGCCCUGAGGGGCCUGCCUACCCUGAGUGAGUUGAAGCUGUCCCGGAACCCCAUCAAGCACAUGGGGGACAGUGUCUUCCUGCCAGUGGCCUCCAGCCUGCAGCACCUCUACCUGGACAACAUGGGCCUGGAGUGGGUGAGUGUAUUAUGGGACUCCCAAGGGGCAGUGGCACCACAGGGCAUAUUACAGGUUACACUGCCCAGGGCUGAUGACCCCUAUAGGGUCAUCCAAACAGAUGUCCUUGAAUUCCCAAGCCUUCAGGAGAUGUUCCAUAGCCUGGCCAGAUGUUCCAUCUGGCUGGGAAGCCAGAUUUCUUCAGGCUCAGCUGUAGCAUUCCUUUGCUUCAACCUUGCUUCUGGCUCCCUUGGGAGAAGCUUACUCCCUCCAGUCCUGAAACACCCAAUUUUAUUGGGGUCCAGACCAUUCCCUAAAUCACCUCCUUCCCCCAGCUCUCUCUUUCUCUUAUUACAGGCUGUCCCUGCAGGCCUCUCCACUGCUAUUAUCCUGAAUAUUUCCAUUCUCUCAAGGAAGUAGUGUUAGCAGCACCCUCAUAAUAACUGUGUAUCUUAACAGCACCCAGGGAUCACUCUGAGACCUCCUGCAUGUGACCUUCUUUCUAAGAAGACUAACAGGAAUCUAAUGAGUUCCAAAAUGUGAUUGAAACUGCUUGAAUUAAUUAACAGUCCCUCCUGUUUGAAGCAGCUCUUUUGUGGGGCCACCAGCUUCAGGACAGGUUGUCAGGCCCCUCAAGAUGAUCAGAAGUACAGGGGCAGAGAUCUGCUCCCCUGCUUUGAUCAGCAUGCCCCUGACCUACCCUUCUUCCA
This is a messenger RNA of Vidua macroura (Pin-tailed whydah), 6343 nucleotides long. It is a transcript of the gene CHADL, whose product is annotated as chondroadherin like. The record is from RefSeq and is a predicted model, not a curated record. Gene Ontology annotation, molecular function: protein binding. The transcript is spliced from 2 exons. NCBI's taxonomy places the organism in Eukaryota, Metazoa, Chordata, Aves, Passeriformes, Viduidae. The coding region runs from base 3759 to 6053 and encodes 764 amino acids. Gene Ontology annotation, cellular component: plasma membrane.